Messenger RNA from Protopolystoma xenopodis, 312 nucleotides. NCBI's taxonomy places the organism in Eukaryota, Metazoa, Platyhelminthes, Monogenea, Polystomatidea, Polystomatidae. The record is from the annotation of a GenBank genome assembly.
AUGCUAAUGCUCACAAACUUUCUAGACGUCUAUAUUUUUGUUUACUUAAAAAAAUCCCAUAUCCCUUAUUGGAUCUUGCACUUACAGGACUUUCAAUGCAACGUGCAACAUGAGCUUGCCACUCUUAAACAGGAACGUGAAGUGGCUCGUCGCCAAUUAGCUAAGUUGGAAGCCCAUUACACUGCAUUAAUGGGCCGAAGAGAUAAGGCGGCCACUGAGCUGAGUGCUGAAUAUAUCCAGCUUCCUGAAGCUCGUGAAGACCUUGAACUUCUGGCGCUCCAAUUGCGCGAAGAGGUCGUCUCCGUUCGGUGA